This is a messenger RNA of Drosophila hydei, 1083 nucleotides long. It is a transcript of the gene MED30, whose product is annotated as mediator of RNA polymerase II transcription subunit 30. Bases 82 to 1038 code for a protein of 318 amino acids. The transcript has a single exon. The record is from RefSeq and is a predicted model, not a curated record. Gene Ontology annotation, molecular function: transcription coregulator activity. Gene Ontology annotation, cellular component: mediator complex. Gene Ontology annotation, biological process: positive regulation of DNA-templated transcription. Lineage: Eukaryota; Metazoa; Arthropoda; Insecta; Diptera; Drosophilidae.
GGCAACUCUUUCUCGAAUAGUGUUGAAAAAUCGCUAAAUUUAUUGUUUUUAUUUGUGUACGGGUUUUUAGUUGCUGCCAAAAUGUGGAAGUAUGGACAAAAUCAGAUGAAUCAAGGUGGAUCUGGUGGAGGUGGACCGAAUAUGAUGCCUAUGGGCGGAUUUAUGCAAGGAGGUGCUGGUAUGCACAUGUCCCCGCAACAACAACAGCAGCACCAAAUGAAUCAAAUGAUGGGAGGCGGUGGACCUGGCGGGCCAGGUGGCAUGCAAAUGAAUCCGAAUGCUGGGGCUGGCAGUGGACCAGCCGGUCUAAUGCAAGGCAUGGGUAUGUCUCCGCAACACCAAAUGCAGCAACAGCAUCAAAUGAUGCAGGGCGGCGUUGGCGUUCCAAUGUCCAAUAUGCCGCCGCAACAAGCGAAUGUAAUGCAGCAGCAGAUGAUGGGUCCACAGCAAGGAGUGGUCAUGGGUGGUGGUGCUGGUAUUGGCCCACAACAACAACAACCCAAUAUACCACAAAACCAACAGCAGCAGCACAAUCCAGGAACAGGUGCAGCCGGCGGAGGUGGCGGAAACAACAUGUUGGCAAUUUCACAACCGAAUCCACACAAAGAAAUCAACAUAGUCCAAUUAUCGCGACUAGGCCAGGAGACAGUUCAAGACAUUGCUUCACGCUUCCAAGAGGUUUUCUCAGCUCUGAAGAACAUACAACCUACCUCUCACAGAGAUAACAACACUGAGAAAAAGGUCCAAGAGUAUUUUCGCACUAUUCGAUUGCUUUUCAAACGUGUUCGCAUCAUCUAUGAAAAGUGCAAUGAUGCCGGCAUGGACUAUAUGAACGCGGAAACCUUAAUACCCUACAGGGAUGAGCCAGAUCCACGUAUAGAGCCAUCGCAAUGUGAUGAGUAUCGCAAAGUGCUGCAGGAGAACCAGGAACUAAUCGAAACCGUAAAACUGAAAAAUCGUCAAUUACGAGAGAUUAUUGAUAGGACGCGCAUAAUAAUAUGGGAAAUUAAUACGAUGUUGGCUAUGCGGCGCUCCUAAAUAUAAAUUUAUUUUAAUGAAUUCCAAACAUUUGUUUAUUUAUGU